UUGUUUAGAUAAUAAGUUCAAUCCAAGAAUUAAUGAUUUUUAAUAAUUUCAUCUGCAAUCCAGGCUGAAUAUGCAGUUAGAAAGCAUAAUAUAUUGCUGCAAAUAUAGAACUACAAGUUACUGAAUAGUGUACAAGCCUUAUGCAGUAACAUAAGUAAAAAUUUAAUCUAAGGAUGGAACCAUCAAAUUCACAUUCCAAGCGUGAUAUUUUUGGGAGAAGCGAAAUCUUAUAUACGAGGAAUGUCGAGAAUAAGACUGAUAGCGAUACCAAAACGACAGAUAAAUCUAAUAGCACUUGUGAUGGUAGGCAAGUAAUAGAUACCCUCGAGAGAGAGGAGUUCGAAGAGGAGAAUAGGUUACUAAAACAAUGUUCUAAUUUGAUGGUCGACCGUCAGUUAGAAAUGCAAGCUAACUAUUCGGGUAAUUUAUCGAGUGCCAAUUCCAGCCUAGCUUCUAGCUCGGAGACGAUAUCCACACUGUCAAACAUUACCUCAUACGAUUAUAGUUUACCCGGUUGUAGUAAGAAUGACGAUGCAGAGGGGAGUAAUGUUACUAUUAAGAACAUGAUACAUUCAAGAACACCUAUUUUCUCCAUUGUAGAGGAGGUACCACCGAAGAAGGAAGAUUUUAUGCAGAAAUUACUCAGUAGCAAUACAGAAGAGAAAAAAGACUUCCCAAAAGGAAAGUUGUAUAAGGGCGAUUUGAUGGAGCAAUCUGGUGAGAAUGAAGGGUGUGAUGAUGCUAUAAGCGGCCCGUCUGGGAGGACCAGCUCUAACGCCUCAAGUAUUGCUAGCACUAGCUCAGAUAACAGAGAAUUCUCCGUACCCUCAACCUCGAAUGCUGACAGACUGCUCGGAUUAGAUGAGAGUGGCAAACGUACAAGCCCUAAGCCAACGAGUUACCAAUAUGAUGACGCGGACGAUGAUUCUGAUGAUGAAGCCAACAGCACUUGGUGUACGUGCCUAUCAUCCCAUGAGGACGAUGAUGAUGAUGAGCCUGAACCAGAUGAUAGGCAAUGGAGGAAGAGGCGCUACGAACCCCCACCACCGCAGUCUGGGAAGAAGUUCUGUCCGGAGGGCAGCGUCAGCACCGGCACGGGCGAUUGGAACCACAUGGCCACCACACAGGGACCGCCAGAACUGAGGCAGUGGCUGAACAGGUUCAACACUUGGUCCAACGGUGAAAAGUCCAACGCGAUAGACGCCCUCAUCAACUGCUGCCAAGCUACCCACGUCCGUCACAUGAUGAAAAUCAUUGAACCUCUGCUGCAAAGGGAUUUCAUAUCGCUUCUGCCAAAAGAGCUGGCUUUGACCGUGUUGGGGUAUCUGCAGCCCAAGGAUCUGUUGAGAGCGGCACAGACUUGCCGUUAUUGGAGGUUCCUAGCUGAUGACAAUUUACUAUGGAAAGAGCAAUGCAGAAGGAUCGGUUUGACCAAACUAAAGAAGAAGAUGCCCCGCACUCUACCUAGAUGCGCUAGCCCAUGGAAAGCGGCGUACAUGCGUCAGUCCCUGAUCGAGGAGAACUGGUUACACAAACCCGUAGCUAAUCCCAUGGUGAUGCGUGGUCAUGAUGACCACGUGAUCACCUGUCUCCAGUUCUACGGCAACAGGAUAUUGAGCGGCAGCGAUGAUACCACGUUGAAAGUGUGGUCGGCGGUCACUGGGAAGUGUCUCCGCACAUUGGAGGGUCACUCCGGUGGUGUGUGGUCAUCACAGAUGGUCGGUGAUCUCGUCAUUAGCGGCUCCACAGACCGAACCCUGCGUGUUUGGAACGCGAAGUCCGGGGCCUGCCUCAAAGUGCUAACGGGACACACAUCUACCGUCAGAUGCAUGCAUCUACACCAGAAUAGGGUGGUAUCUGGUUCCCGCGAUGCAACACUCAGGGUGUGGUCUAUACCAGACGGACGGUGUCUCAAAGUAUUGGUUGGUCACCUGGCAGCAGUAAGAUGUGUGCAGUACGAUGGCAAAGUGGUGGUGUCCGGGGCAUAUGACUUCUUUGUCAAAGUAUGGAACCCGGAGACUGGGGAGUGUCUGCACACCCUGGCUGGCCACACAAACAGGGUUUAUAGCUUACAGUUUGACGGCGUCCACGUUGUAAGCGGUUCCCUAGACACGUCUAUCCGUGUGUGGGACGUUGAGUCGGGUCAGCUGAAGCACACACUCACCGGUCACCAGUCCCUAACCUCCGGAAUGGAGCUCCACUCGAAUAUACUUGUGUCCGGCAACGCUGACUCCACUGUCAAAGUCUGGGAUAUCACUACGGGACAUUGUCUGCAUACUUUGUCAGGUGCGUACAAACACCAAUCGGCGGUGACUUGUCUACAAUCGAGCAAUCGUUUUGUGAUCACCUCGUCCGACGAUGGGACAGUGAAACUCUGGGACGUCCGGACGGGGGCCUUCAUACGGAACCUGGUGGAGCUAGGCUCGGGCGGCUCAGGCGGAGUUGUGUGGCGUAUCCGAGCGUCCGCCACUAAGCUCAUCUGCGCGGUCGGUUCGCGUAAUGGUACUGAAGAAACGAAGCUGCUAGUUCUCGACUUCGACAUACCCGGAGCAUGUAGGCGGUGCAACGAAUAACAUAAACUGAACCGACGCCUGUUGCGUCGCUACGCCAAUCUCUAUGCGCCUUGGAACUUCUAAACGUAUGUAUUAAGUUAACUUUAUGACCCGUGUUGAUGAACCGUUCUUACCGCCAAGAUAAAGAUCAUUCUUGGGCUGUUUGAAUUAAUAGAACAUAC
Messenger RNA from Aricia agestis (brown argus), 2734 nucleotides. RefSeq names its product F-box/WD repeat-containing protein 7 (gene ago). Gene Ontology annotation, molecular function: ubiquitin binding. Lineage: Eukaryota; Metazoa; Arthropoda; Insecta; Lepidoptera; Lycaenidae. Bases 174 to 2573 code for a protein of 799 amino acids. The record is from RefSeq and is a predicted model, not a curated record. The transcript has 13 exons. Gene Ontology annotation, biological process: ubiquitin recycling; proteasome-mediated ubiquitin-dependent protein catabolic process. Gene Ontology annotation, cellular component: cytoplasm; nucleus.